Molecule: messenger RNA, 408 nt
Organism: Eurytemora carolleeae
Lineage: Eukaryota; Metazoa; Arthropoda; Copepoda; Calanoida; Temoridae
Exons: 1
Coding region: 1-408 (135 amino acids)
Source: RefSeq, a predicted model, not a curated record
AUGCAGAAUUUUAAAAGAGAUGUUAUAUCAACUGAGAGAGAUACUAAAUCUAUGGAAAUAGAUACAACAUCAACUGAAAGAGAUGGUACAUCAACUAAAAGAGAUGGUACAUCAACUGAAAGAGAUGGUUCAUCAACUGAAAGAGAUGGUACAUCAACUAAAAGAGAUGGUACAUCAACUAAAAGAGAUGGUACAUCAACUGAAAGAGAUGGUACAUCAACUGAAAGAGAUGGUACAUCAACUAAAAGAGAUGGUACAUCAACUAAAAGAGAUGGUACAUCAACUGAAAGAGAUGAUACAUCAACUGAAAGAGAUGGUACAUCAACUGAAAGAGAUGAUAUAUCCACUGAAAGAAAUGGUACAUACACUGAGCGAGAUCGUCUUUCCACUGAUAGAAAUCGUCUUUAG